Molecule: messenger RNA, 1246 nt
Organism: Corticium candelabrum
Lineage: Eukaryota; Metazoa; Porifera; Homoscleromorpha; Homosclerophorida; Plakinidae
Exons: 2
Coding region: 51-1211 (386 amino acids)
Biological process (GO): DNA methylation-dependent constitutive heterochromatin formation; negative regulation of transcription by RNA polymerase II
Cellular component (GO): nucleus
Molecular function (GO): methyl-CpG binding
Source: RefSeq, a predicted model, not a curated record
ACUGCCAAGCGUUCUGAAAAGGAACACAGCCGAAGACGUACUGUCGUACAAUGCCGGAACAGGAGAAUAACGAGAACACGCCAUGUUCAUACUUGCCCACGGGAUGGCGACGUCUUGUAGUAUUCAGAAAAUCGGGUCUUUCUGCUGGUAAAAGUGAUGUCUAUUACUACAGUCCGGAUGGGCAAAAAUUCCGAUCUAAGCCUCAGCUCCAGGCGCACUUUGGAGACAAAUUAGAUUUGACGGAGUUUGAUUUUCGAACUGGUGGUCAUAUUCCGACUGGUAAGAAAAAGAGAACAACUCGAGCUGGUUCACCAAGACUGAGGGCAAUGAGGGGACUGCCGAAGAAUAAGACCCCUCCUAGCCGGGUUAUUUGUGGGCUGGUGAGGCAACCAGUGACAUGUGUUUUACCACAAUCUCAUGAUUUCAGAAAGACAACUCCACCUGAUAUUUCAAUGAAGACUGAUGUUCAGCCACUAAAGCCUCUCCCACAGCAAAGGUUCUGUAUGAAACGACUAGAUAGGCUGGUUGUAUACGGCAUGGACGGUUGUGAAGUACAAGUUGUAGACUGUAAUAAAGUUAACGCUGAUAAUGAGAUGAAUGGUGAUACAAUGGAUGACAAGGAAAGCAGUGACUUAAUUGGUAGACAGCUAACUGAUGCUUCGAAUUCAGUAUAUGUUGAAGACAAGAUUCCUGAUGUUGGCACAAGUGAAGCAAUGAAUGGUGGGGACCAGAAGAAACCAAACACGUCAGCUCCUUCUGUAGCCUCAAAGACAAAAAUGUCUCAAGCUCUUCUUGAUCGGCUGCAACAGGAAAGUCCUGCAGUGAAUUUGUCAUUUCUAACUCAACCUGCUGCUGGAGGAUACAGCCACCAUGUUCCUGCUACUUAUCGAUUUCCGGUGAUGCAUAACACAGUGGGGUAUCCUCAUCUCUUGCCUUAUCAUGUGGGUGCUGUUGGUCACUCAUAUCCACCCGUUUAUAGUCCCGGACAUCCCAUGUUUCAAACACAGCAUGCUGGAACUGAUCGGUUUCACUCAUUCCAGAGGAUGCCUGUUGAAUGGGGCAAUCCACCAGCACAGAGUCGUGUAGUUGAGCAGGCAGAUUCGUCACUGGAGAUUGCAGAGGAGGAAGUGAGGCGACAAGAGGAGAGAGUUCGAGUCAUUAGACAAAAGCUGGAAGCUGCCAGGCUAAAGUCGGGCCAUAGUGCUAUCUGAGAUAAAAUUGUUUAUAUAAGAUGUUAGAAAUUAAU